This is a messenger RNA of Purpureocillium takamizusanense, 2064 nucleotides long. It is a transcript of the gene DGK1, whose product is annotated as Diacylglycerol kinase (CTP). The coding region runs from base 456 to 1637 and encodes 393 amino acids. Gene Ontology annotation, molecular function: ATP-dependent diacylglycerol kinase activity. The transcript has a single exon. Gene Ontology annotation, biological process: phosphatidic acid biosynthetic process. The record is from RefSeq and is a predicted model, not a curated record. Gene Ontology annotation, cellular component: endoplasmic reticulum membrane. Lineage: Eukaryota; Fungi; Ascomycota; Sordariomycetes; Hypocreales; Ophiocordycipitaceae.
AUCAUCACUGGCGCGCCGCGUUCCUCUCUCGCGCACUCUUCCUCCUCUCCCCUCUCCUCCCUCCUCGCUUGUAAUGUGCUUCUCCCCCCGGCGUCGCACCUCGGAGCUCUUCUCGCCCCGUCCGCCAUGCCGCGAGGGUAACGUCGCCCUCUGCUGCAUCAACGCCCAACACCAUCAUCCUGGAUUCGACAGCCGCCACAGUCGUCCGCCACCGCCCCUCGACGCCCCGUAGCCAGAGUCGGGGCCUCUUCGCCCUCUUCGACGACCCGCGCGACGAACACUGCGACGACGACUGCGACCACACAACGACGACGACGACGGCGCGUCUUUCGCGCCGCGACGCCCAUCUCCACUCCGCCGCCCCCGUCUUCUGGCCGUCGGCCUUUGACUCCAACCGCCGCGUCCUCGCCGGCGUCGUCCGCUGCCCCGCGCUGCCCCCUGUCUCCUUCAUCACCAUGUCCCAGCGCCGUAGGUCCGCCGUUCCCGAGACGCCGCGCGUCAUUUCGCCCAGCCCGACGCCUUCGGAGCUCGACGCCGCCGAGUACUUCGGUCCCACAACCCGUUCCGCCGCCAGGAAGAGGGUCUCGACGCCGCACACCCUCGACGAGGACGGCGCCGAGGACGAGUUCGGGCAAGACGAUGUUCCCGGCCUGCGCAGGUCCCGAACGAGGAGCCGCUCGCCCAUCGACGGGCGUAAGAUCGCUCGCAUGACGCCCAGCAACUCGAAUCAGGCGACCAAGACAAAGACAAAGGCCACGAGCCCGGCCGCCGGGAACGGGAAGUUGGGGACCUCCAACGGUCAUCUCGCUCCCCCUCAACCUGCCGCGCCCUCGGGAUGGAGUUGGCGCGACUUCAGCCGUAGCCCCAGCCCUCUCGGACUGAUCCCGAUUCACCGGCACUGGAGAACAUUUGUGCAUAAGCACGAGGUCCCGCGCAAGAUCUUACACGUCUCCAUUGGCUUUUUCGUCGUUUGGUUAUACACCACGGGCACGCAGACGAGCUCCGUGCCGCCUUAUCUGAUGGGAGCCCUGAUCCCCAUCGCCACCACGGACUGGCUGCGCCACCGGUAUGAGUCUGUCAACCGGCUCUACGUAAAGAUGCUUGGUGCCCUGAUGCGCGAGAGCGAAUACUCGGGCUGGAACGGCGUCAUCUUCUACCUCCUGGGCGCUUGGAUUGUCCUCUACUUCUUUCCCAAAGACGUGGGUGUCAUGAGCGUGCUGCUCCUUAGCUGGUGUGACACCGCUGCCAGCACGUUUGGCCGCCUCUGGGGUCGGUACACCCCCCGUCUCCGGCGCGGCAAGUCUUUGGCCGGCUCCCUGGCCGCCUUCGUCGUCGGAGUGGCGACGUCCUACUUCUUCUACGGCUGGCUGGUUCCCACAAUUGGGCCCAUGCCUGGCGACGAGGGCUUCAUGUUCAAGGGCGCCUUGUCCCUGCCGAGCUCCGUAACGAAUGCGCUCGGCAUCUCCAAGGCCGCAGCCACCCUGACUGGCCCCCUGGCACUCGGUGUCAUGGGUCUGUGGUCCGGCUUCGUCGCCUCUACCAGCGAGGUCAUCGACAUAUUCGGCUGGGAUGACAACCUGACGAUUCCCGUCCUCAGCGGUAUCGGCAUCUGGGGCUUCCUCAAGCUCUUCUCCUAGACUCUUUAGACCCGUCGAUGGAUCUUGGUGUCACUCCACUCAUGACGGAAGACGAAACGGUUAUGCAUCGUUGGCGUUUGCAAAGGUUGGACGGGUUGCGGGUUUCGGAUUUCUCCGUUUCUUACCCAUUACGCUGAGACUUGUGAAAUGGAACAUGCAAGAAGUGUGAGUGAGGAUGGUUUGGAGUUGCACGGCCACGAGAUGAAGAUGGUCGCGCCAAUGGGACGGUUCGGUCAUUGAGAUGAUACUGAGCACUAAGUAGAUAGGUAGACUUACUCUUCGUCGUCACUGGGUCGGCGCCGAUGAGGGCUCGCCGGAAUGGCUCGUCAUCCCUUGGCGGUGAAAAAAGGCCGCGUCGUGUAACACCCAUGCGCGCAUGAUAAUGGACACAUUUAUAUCAGCUCGCAGCCGCGCCUGCAGUGACCCG